AUAUGCAAAUGACCGGAUUGUUCUAGGAAGUGGGCUGUCAGAGCUGUGGUGUUACACUUCUUCAGUUGGUGUGUCUAGACCCGUUUUUCUUUUACCUUUUUUUUCCUCCUUUCACCAGUGGGCAUGGUACGCAUCAGACUCCUAUGCUUCAGACACCACAAGCAUAUAAGAAGGCCAAGAACGGUUUAACAGCGUGCCGCCAUAAGCAGCGAGGAUUUAACCCAUUUUUCCCCAGCGGAGGUUUGACUGCAUCACUGUGAGUUGAAGGGACGUUGACUCUUCAGACUUUUUCAACCUGCAAGUCAAAUUUCACCAGAGAGAAAUUUUAGUGUAAACUAUCUUUUCCUGACCGGCACAAGCACUUCAAUCAAGCGUAAUCAUGAGCGCCCACGAGUCGGACCUGCACACCAUCUCCCAGGAGAUGCCGGCCAUGUUUGACGGCAUGAAGCUGGCGGCUGUUGCCACGGUGCUCUACAUCAUCGUCCGCUGCUUGAAUCUGAAGAGUCCCACCGCGGCGCCAGACCUCACCUACCAGGACACGGCACUCAACCGCUUCCUGCUCAAGUCCUGCUCUCAGCUGUCCAAAGAGUACAUCCCGCCAUUGCUGUGGGGUAAGAGCGGUCACCUCCAAACGGCGCUGUAUGGUAAACUGGGUCGGGUGAGCUCACCUCACCCUUGUGGAAUCAGGAAGUAUUUGCCCAUGCAGGAUGGAGCCACGGCAACCUUUGACCUCUUUGAGCCCCUGGGGGACCAUCAAACAGGAGACGACAUCACCAUGGUGAUAUGUCCUGGUAUCGGUAACCAUAGCGAGAAGCACUACAUCCGGACCUUCGUGGAUUACGCCCAGAAAGACGGAUACAGGUGUGCCGUGCUGAACCACCUGGGUGCUCUUCCCAACAUCGAGCUCACGUCUCCACGCAUGUUCACUUACGGGUGCACUUGGGAGUUUGCAGCAAUGGUUGGCUACAUUAAGAGGGCAUAUCCUCAGACCCAGCUGAUCGUCGUGGGCUUCAGCCUGGGUGGGAACAUCGUUUGCAAGUUCCUGGGUGAGAACAGGGUGAACCAGGAGCGAGUGCUGUGCUGCGUGAGCGUCUGUCAGGGCUACAGCGCUCUCAGGGCUCAGGAAACAUUCCUACAGUGGGAUCAGUUCAGACGGUUCUACAAUUUCCUCAUGGCAGACAACAUGAAGAAAAUUAUCCUGUCACACAGGCACAGUCUGUUUGGGGAAAGCUUACUGAAAAAGUUUGACACAGAUCUCAAUCGACUGUACAUAGCAACAUCCCUCACGCAGAUUGACGACAACAUCAUGAGAAAGUUCCACGGCUACAGCUCUCUCAAAGAGUACUAUGAAAAGGAGAGCUGUGUACAUUAUAUCCACAAUGUGGAUGUGCCACUGCUGCUGGUAAACGCUGCAGACGAUCCCCUGGUUCAUGACUCACUGCUUGCCAUCCCUCGCACAUUAGCAGCAAAGAAGCCGAACGUGAUCUUCGCCCUGACGCUUCACGGAGGCCACCUGGGCUUCUUCGAGGGUGACGUGCUUUUCCCUCAGCCCCUCACCUGGAUGGACAAAGUGAUCGUGGGCUAUGCCAACGCCAUGUGCCAGUGGGAGAAACAGAAAGCGCCCUGCCAAGCCAGCCACCUCACCGGGAGCUCCUGCGUAGAGGCAAAAGCCUAAACCUCUGUGUGUGUCUCUCUCUCCCUCUCUCUCAUUCUUCAUUUAAACAUCCUACACUUUGCAGCACCACGGUUCCAACACGCACUGAGGAGACACUUUAAACUGCUCUUUGUCUCUGCCUUCUC
Molecule: messenger RNA, 1800 nt
Organism: Poecilia latipinna (sailfin molly)
Lineage: Eukaryota; Metazoa; Chordata; Actinopteri; Cyprinodontiformes; Poeciliidae
Product: abhydrolase domain-containing protein 2-A-like
Exons: 12
Coding region: 380-1675 (431 amino acids)
Biological process (GO): steroid hormone receptor signaling pathway; sperm capacitation; medium-chain fatty acid biosynthetic process
Cellular component (GO): sperm plasma membrane; sperm flagellum
Molecular function (GO): monoacylglycerol lipase activity; acetylesterase activity
Source: RefSeq, a predicted model, not a curated record